Verruconis gallopava is the source of this 2256-nucleotide messenger RNA. RefSeq lists its product as uncharacterized. Gene Ontology annotation, cellular component: nucleus. Lineage: Eukaryota; Fungi; Ascomycota; Dothideomycetes; Venturiales; Sympoventuriaceae. The transcript has 3 exons. The record is from RefSeq and is a predicted model, not a curated record. The coding region runs from base 121 to 1692 and encodes 523 amino acids. Gene Ontology annotation, molecular function: chromatin DNA binding.
UUCCCCAUUCGGCCGUCGCGACCUUACAACUCUGGACAUUGAUUCAGACGCUCGCGCAACGGCAGUCGCAGUCUUGACAUCGCUGAUCUACGGAAGGCGCAUAGUACAACGCAUAUCCAGAUGGCGCGCGCGAGGACGAGAGGACGGCUGCGGGCAAGCGCGGUUCAGCGCACUCCGACGCCCGAGCAGCCAUCGGAUGACGAGAUGGUGGACGCGGACGAGUCGAGGCAGGAAACACCAGCCCAGGAUGAAGAUGCGGAACAAGAAGAAGACGCAGACGAGGAGGACGAGAUGCCCCAGAUCCCGUCCGAUCCGUCGACGCCACCUGACGCGCGCAACUUCGAUCCACCACGGAAGAAACGGCUGGGCAGACCGCCGAAGAACCCUCGACCUGGCUGGGAAACACCAUCAGCCAACGACGGGGUGGAGACCCCCCAGCGUCGCAAGCGUGGACGACCUGCAGGCUUUGGCGGCAGAGGUCGAGGCCGCGGUUUGGCCGCCUACGAUGGACCCAAGAUGACCAAGAUCGAUAAAGAAGGUACUCUGGCUGAGGUCAAGGAUGACGAGGUGGAGUUGCCAGAAGAUGAGGAAGGUGAACAAAAGGUUGACAAACUGGGCAACCUGAAGGGUGGCAGAGAUUACAGAGUGCGUGUCUUCACGGUCAAGAACCGUGGCAAGCGUUUGUACAUGCUGUCUACUGAACCUGCCCGAUGUUGCGGCUUCCGCGAUAGCUAUCUCUUCUUCGCGAAGCAUAUGAAGCUGUAUAAGGUCAUCGUGGACGAUGAUGAGAAGGCAGAUCUCAUUGCACGCGACAUCAUUCCUCACUCGUACAAAGGCCGAUCGAUUGGUGUUGUCACGGCACGCUCAGUUUUUCGCGAAUUUGGGGCACGGAUCAUCAUCGGUGGGAGGCGCAUAAUAGAUGACUACUAUGUGCAACAGGCGCGUGAAGCUGGUGUCGUCGAAGGCGAGCUUGCAGAUCCAAAUGAUAUCCUCCCUCCAGAGGGCAAGGAAUACAAUAAGAAUCAAUAUGUUGCAUGGCACGGUGCGAGUCAGGUGUAUCACACAGGUAUGCCCACCGUGCCUACUGCGGCCGGGAAACAGAUGCCCGGCAAACGUAAGGUUCAGAUCACUUCUGCAAAUUGGCAGCUGGAACAUGCGCGAGCUGCGAGCCACUAUAACUCGAUGCUCACUGCAACGCGCAAAGCCAAUCUACGGGGCGUCUACGAUCCGCACACCAAUAUGAUGCAUUACCCUAAGAUUAUGCAGCCUACCCAUGCACGCUGGGAACAAGUGAUGGACACAGAUGCAGAUGAGCCAUUGACGAACGGAUCUUCAAAUCUCACAAAUGGCGUCAACGGCACACAUCACACUAACAGAAGCACCCGUAGCACGAUCUUUCCUCCCGUUAAGCCAAUCGUUAGCCGCAACUUUUUAGUGGUUGAUACUUUUUUCGAGUCGCCGCCAUAUUCCGGCAUGGGCAUUCCUGGACCCGACGGCGAUGCAAUGGAUGUCGGAACUAACGGCAUAUCCAACAUCAGUGAUGACAUCCUUGCAGAGCUGCCAGCAGAAUGUCGAAAGGCAUUUGAGGAUGCAAAAGCACGCGAACUCGAAUGGAAAAACAAGUGGGGCAGUGAACAUAGAGAUGGGGCACGUGGCAAUCUGAAGAUUGGUUUCUUGGGCUUCCCGGUUUGAAUUGUGAACGAUCUUCCUGGCGUCUAUAAUAUAGCCUUUUGACAAGUACGAAGCCGGUAUGUACACCUGCUUCAUUUGAGUCAGCAAGGGCACCCAUUUAAGCUUGAAAUGGGUUCCAACACUCCAAAGGUCAACACGGGAACCUUACUGCGAGCUUGGGCCAUCAAUAGAUUUUAACGGCAUAUUGUAUCAUUAUGCUUCCUACGUAGCCUCUUAGGCCCGCGAUAGAGAACUAUGUACCUAAGGAAGCUGUCCUGAACAGACAGCUUUCUUAAACCGAAAGUUCAAUUGAAGACCGCGGAGCAGUUGAACGCGAGUUUCAAUGAAGCUGAUAGCCAAUGCAUAUGAUUCAAGGAAUUCAACACACAUGAAAUAACCAAAUUGUGUUGGCAGACGAGAUGUACGAAAUAUGGGGCUUCUAACUUUUGAACAUAUCAUCAUUAUGCAUGCGUUAACCCCUCCAUCAACACCCCCUUCAGGCAAAGGAAAGGAGCGGACGGCGCGAGAAUGGGGGAAUUGGUAUCUUGACUCGCUAAGCAAAAAAAGAUUAUGGUCGAUCUAUCG